AAAGCGCACAUCGGUUCGAGAAGGGCGGCAAAAGCAGCCUUCCCUCUCAUUGUCACUUCAACACGACAGAGCCACACGGACGAUCACGACGACUUUAUGUUCUGCAACCGCAGUAGCAGCAGCAGCAGCAGCAGCAGCAGCAGCCUCUCCAUGGCCUGCCCCUCUUUGUUUUUCUCAUGUACUCUCUCCCCACGCCAGCGCGUCCACGCAACACGAACAAUGGCUUCACCUUCCUCUCCUGGUCUCUCAAGCCUCACAACUUUCACUGCCUUUCUCUUUCGCUCUCUCUUUCUUUCUUGUUACCUCUCUCUCUCUGUCUUCUCUCUCUUCUCCUUAGUAUUUCUUCCUCUCUUUUUUGAAUACACGAGGUUGCAAGGUGCCAUGUUUGCGCAUUGACUGGUUCUCAUACGCAGAAGGGCACUGUUUACGAUCGAUCCAGUCUUACCUGGCCCGGUCCAACUAUCCCCUUCACUGUCCCGAAGACUCCCAUGUGU
Messenger RNA from Acaromyces ingoldii, 494 nucleotides. RefSeq lists its product as hypothetical. NCBI's taxonomy places the organism in Eukaryota, Fungi, Basidiomycota, Exobasidiomycetes, Exobasidiales, Cryptobasidiaceae. The coding region runs from base 97 to 396 and encodes 99 amino acids. The record is from RefSeq and is a predicted model, not a curated record. The transcript has a single exon.